Molecule: messenger RNA, 1495 nt
Organism: Panicum virgatum (switchgrass)
Lineage: Eukaryota; Viridiplantae; Streptophyta; Magnoliopsida; Poales; Poaceae
Product: mediator of RNA polymerase II transcription subunit 11-like
Exons: 4
Coding region: 114-461 (115 amino acids)
Biological process (GO): regulation of transcription by RNA polymerase II
Cellular component (GO): mediator complex
Molecular function (GO): transcription coregulator activity
Source: RefSeq, a predicted model, not a curated record
AGCCCAGCCCAGACAAAGUCGCGAGAACCACCAGGUCGCGCACCUCCAACCCGAGAUCGGCACCACCGGAUCCCCUUCCCCUCCGCCGCCGCACCUCGUCGUCGCCGGUGACGAUGAUUCCGCAGAGCCAGAGCAGCUCCCUGCAGCGCCUCCACCACGUAGAGAAACGGAUUGUGCGGGUGCUGGAGCUUGCGGGGGCGGUGAUGGAGGAGCUGGGAAACUCUCAGGGUCCGCGCACCGAUGCAGUCGGCGCGCACUGCCGCGAGUUCAUGCUCGCCAUGAAGGAAAUUCAAACUACUUUGCGUGAGGAGAUCAAGAGUGCUUGUGAAUAUCGUCCGUUUGAAAAGUGUGAUUACAGCGCAAGGAUUGCUAAUGAGAUAUGUUGUAAGAAGCUGGAGUAUGUAAUUGAGAAGUUGGAUAUUGUGCAACAGAACCUUGAGCAGAGUAAUGAUGAUGUUUAGCGAGCUGCCUACAUAUUGGUUUGGGAGCAACAUACACAUAUAUCUGAUCGAGCAGUAUAUGGAAGGAAUGUAGAAGCUUUCUAUCAACUUAUAAUAGCAGGAAGCUUUGCUCAACUCUAGGACUUCAACUAUUGGUUUGUUUGCAGUGCAUUCUUCGGGGACAGGGUUCUUAGUUUCAGCUGCAGCUGUGCAGAACAGCUUCAUGCUAAUGCCCAAUAGCACCAGUCUUGGCUCGAGAAGCAUAGCUGUAUCAUCCUUGGGCUUAAAAUGAGGGAUGUUAAUGCACUGUUAACUGAUGAGGAUUUGUUUUUCUGUAUCACAUACACUUGCUUCAUCCUUAAAACAUGCCUUUUGCUUUAUUGUUAACUCAUUCUUGUGUGUUGCUGAUGGUUUGUCAUCCACAACAUUCGUAGUUCAUCAGGUUUAAACCGCUUUUCAUACUGUGAUGGUUUAGUCUAUUUUAGAGCAGGUAAAACAUAGGUAAACCAUUUAUCUGCCAAUAAACUUGAAGUCUAUGGCUUAUAGAAAAGGAUUGGGUAUGCCGCCACAUCGACCUCUUAGAGAUUUAUAUUCGAUUCUAUAACUUUCAAUGUAAUCUUUGGAGUGCUUUUUUUUAAAAAAAAAAAACCCUGCAAGCUUGUUCUUUAAUGAAGCCACCAAUCAGGUGAACAACAUGCCCAAUUCAAGGGUGGAGAGUCCUGUUGCAUGUGAGCUCAAGGGGUGUGGUGGACACAUGAUGCUAGCAGACACUCUUAAGGUUAUAUGUGACAUUUACAACAAGUGUCUUAGGGAAUUAACUUCUGCCAAAGAGGGAAAGGACCACCAGGUGGAUUCAGAAGAGAAUGGGUGGGAAAGCCGCAGGGACACUGCUGCUCUUAAGAGAACUUAGUGAAGGCUCUUCAGGGCUCACUCAGGGCUAUGGAUGUUAUGCAUACUUCGACCACUUGACUAGAGAGUUCUGCAGCAGCAGUUGCGGAGAAUGGAAGCCCAAGCAUUAGAGCUAGCGGCCAACCUCCAAACAUGUGCCCAUGUAA